CCUCUUUCCAGAGACUAAAAAGAGAAGCAGGCAAAAGCUUCUCGGAUGAUACUCCCCAAAGCUCCAGAGCCUGGCAGAUCAGGAAGUGGGGUCCCCCACAGUCGGCUUAAAAGGUGCAUCCGGGGAAUGAGCUGGGCUCCCAUCCUGAUACUGCAGAAGAUAUGUAAAACCUCCUCAGCCUAAAUAGACCCAGGAACUCUUCCCCUUUGAAGGGUGUUGCCAUGGAGGAACCCUCCUUGACCUCUGGUGAAGACGGCUACUAUCCGGUGAAGAAAGGAGAGACAUUCAAUGGAAGGUACCACGUGGUCCAAAAUCUGGGCUAUGGGUACUUCUCAACAGUCUGGCUUUGCCAAGAUGCUGGGAAAAAGAGGUGCGUGGCUGUGAAGGUACCCAAAGGAGGGGAGAAUUUUGCUGAGGCAGCCCUGGAUGAAGUCAUGCUCCUUCGCUAUGUGAAUAGCAAGAGGAGGAAAGACCGGGGCAGCGAUUACAUCAUCCACCUUUUGGAUGAUUUCAAAAUGAUCGGCAAAAAUGGUUUCCAUGUGUGCUUAGUGAUGGAGCUGCUGGGACCUUCGCUGCAGGCUCUGCUGAGCAUCCGAGGCUCCCAGGGCCUCCCUCUGCCCUUUGUCAAGAAGGCCAUGCGCCAGAUCCUCCAAGGUUUACAUUUCCUGCACACGGAAUGUCGCAUCAUCCACACAGACAUCAAACCUGACAACAUCCUGCUGUAUGUUACCAAAGAAAGCCUGCACAACAUAGUUGCUUUGCAACACAGCCUGGGAGUAAACCACAAACCCAGGACAGGAGACAGCCCAGCAGCUCUUCUGGACUGCGGCAACCUAAUGAAAAUGGGAGUGAAAAUUGCAGACCUGGGAAGUGCAUGCUGGACCUAUAAACCGUUCUCCAAAAAGAUCCAGACCCAGCCCUACAGAGCUGUGGAGGUUCUCCUUGGAUUAGAUUACAGCACCCCAGCAGAUAUUUGGAGCGCAGCCUGUUUGGCUUUUGAACUGGCAACUGGAAAGCACCUUUUCAUACCUCAAGCCGGCCAGCAUUUUUCCAGAGAUGAGGAUCAUGUGGCUCGGAUCAUUGAACUCCUGGGCAAAAUCCCACCCAAAAUUGCUUUGCUUUGGCAGCAGACGUCAACUUUCUUCAGCAGGCAAGGGGCUCUUCUCCGGAUGUCCUGGAUCUCUUUCUACGACCUCCAUCACAUCCUCAUUGAUAAAUACAGCUGGCCAAAGCCUCAGGCCACCCACUUCGCCAGUUUCGUCCUGCCCAUGCUGGAGUAUGCCCCAGAACGACGGGCACGGGCUGAGAAAUGCCUUCAACACCCCUGGCUCAGCCACUAGGGCUGCGUCUUCCGGCUGCCCUUCCAGCAGAGAUAUAGGUAGUCCUCGACUUACAACAUUCAUUCAGUGACUGCUCGAAGUCAUAACAGCACUGGAAAAAAAGUGACUUGUGACCAUUUUUCGCACUCGUUUGCAGCAUGGUUACGUGAUCAAAAUUUGGACACUUGGCAACCGGCUCAUAAUUAUGAUAGUUGCAGUGUCCUGGAGUCACAUGAUCACCUUUUGUGACCUUUGGACAGGCAAAGUCAAUGGGAAAGCCAGAUUCACUUAACAACCGCAUCGCUAAUUUAACAGUUGUUAAGUGAGCCACUUAACAACUGUGGCAAGAAAGCGCAAAAAAUGGAGCAAAACUUAACAACUCCCUUGUUUAACGAAGGAAAUUUGGGGCUCACUUGUGGUCCUAAGUCAAGGACUACCUGUAUGGAAAAAGCAGGCAAAUAUCCCCUACAAAACAAUUUCUUAGGACCAAACUAGCUAUGAUAGCUGUGUGAAUUCAGUUUCCCUUUUAAGAUAAGGUCUACUGUAGCUUUCCAGUAAAAAAGAGUAAAGCAAUAGAUACUUUUUUUCUUUAGGCCAUAGUCUUCCAAGCACUUUCUUUGAAACCAAAACAGGUUUGGAAAGGAAAGGAUGGGUGGUUUCAGAUAGAGGCAUUUUAAUGCCAUCAAUCACAAUCAAGCCAUUCUAGCAUCUCUUCUGCAAUGUUUUUUUCUUGGGAAGAAAAAUGACAAAAGUCGUAGGAACAACAAGGGAGGUUUACAAAGAGGAGAUAUUCUGUCAAAAAAAUCUAUGGCUGAGCCAACCGCAAAGUUUUAUUUUUAAAAAAGGAGGAGGGGAAAUAAUUAAAUUUGCUCUUUCUCACUUUCCAUGGUUCUUGAUCUGCCCUAAGUUCCUCAAGGUUGUAAUAUACAUACCGAAACACAUCGUUAACUACGUUUACAAACUUAAAUAUCAUUACUAGUUUUUUUUUUAUACAUUGGGAUGGAGGCCAACCACAUUAUGGCUAAUUAAUCUCAGACAAGGGACAUGGUGGCUCAGUGGCUAAGACGCUGAGCUUGUCGAUCAAAAGGUCGGCAGUUCACCGGUUCGAAUCCCUAGUGGUGCAUAACGGGGUGAGCUCCCGUUACUUGUCCCAGCUUUUACUAAUUUAGCAGUUCGAAAGCACGUAAAAAAUGCAAGUAGAAAAAUAGGGACCACCUUUGGUGGGAAGGUAACAGCGUUCCAUGCACCUUUGGCAUCUAGUCAUGCCGGCCACAUGAUUAUGGAGAUGUCUUUGGACAGCACUGGCUCUUUGACUUUGAAACUGAGAUGAGCACUGCCCCCUAGAGUCGGGAACGACUAGCACAUAUGUGCGAGGGGAUCCUUUACCUUUACCUAAUCUUGGACAAUCUUUGCUAGAGUGAGAAGUUUUCCUUUGUGGGUUAGUUCAGUGUUCAACUGUUCUGACACAAAGAAGAAGAAGCAAACCUAUUCUGCGAAGCCCCUGAGGGCAGGACAAAGAGUAACACACAGAAAGUUUUCAAAGAGAGGAAAGUUUUCAAAGAGAGAUCCAAUCUAGAAUUACCGUAUAUACUCGAAUAUAAGCCGAUCCGAGUAUAAGCCGAGGUCCCCAAUUUUACCCCAAAAACUGGGGUAAACUGGGGACUCGAGUAUAAGCCGAGGGUGGGAAAUGAGGCACCUACCGGUUGGGGAAACCCUCCCUCCCUCAGCUGAGAAGGCUGGCGGCUCCCCCGCCCCGCCCUCUCACUGCACCGGCAGGGCUUCAGUCCGGUAAAAUGUGAAAAAAAGAAAAAAAAAAAAACUCGAGUAUAAGCCGUAUAUACUCGAGUAUAAGCCGAGGGGCUUAAAAAAAAAAAACUUGAGUAUAAGCCGUAUAGACCCGAGUAUAAGCCGAGGGGACGUUUUUCAGCACAAAAAAUGUGCUGAAAAACUCGGCUUAUACUCGAGUAUAUACGGUAAGUAGAAACUUCCUGACAGUUACAACAAUUAAUCAGUGGAACGACUUGCCUCCAGAAGUUCUGAAUGCUCCAACACUGGAAGAUUUUAAGAAGCGAUUGGACAGCCAUUUGUCUGAAGUGGUGUAGGGGUUCCUGCCUAAGCAGGGGGUUGGACUGGAAGACCUCCAAGGUCCCUUCCAACUCUGUUAUUCUCUAUUCUGAUGGCUGGGAAGUUUUUAUUUUUAAUGGCAUUACAGCUAAUCUGCUUUGUACACAGAAACCUUCUGUAUCAAACUUACAGAAACACCCUCAUGCUAUGAUACUUAAGAAAGAGAUUGCAUUUGCCUAGAAUGCAGUGAAGAGGUUUCUGUUGCAACCGCACGGCUCUAUAAAAGUUCUACAGGGAGUCCUCCACUUAUGACUGGAUUCCCCUUAUGGUCUCAUGACCCACAUUCUGGACACUCAGCAACCAGCCCACAUCUACAACCGUUUGCAGGGUCCCACAGUCAUGUGAUUGCGAUUUACAACAAUUAAACUGGUGUUUACUUAAAAGUUUCUGGCAAAAAAAAAAAAAAAGCCCCAUAACCAACAAUGGUUUCGCUUAGCAACUGCCACGUUUGCUAAAUGACCGUGAUUUUAUUUAAAAAAUUGUAAAAUCGAGGGUGGUCACAUGGUGAUUCGCUUAACAACCGUCAUGAUGGUCAUUGAGACUGCAAUUUUGUAAGGCAUAAGCCGAGGACUACUUAUAUCUAUCCUCACCCACAAUCUAUCUUAUAUUGUAGGAGGAGAACCCAUCAUCAAAAAAUAGAAAUCUUAUAGCAUCCUUUCCGACUAAUCAAUCUUAUUAAAAGGCCUGAACUGUUCUGAGCUUCACUGUACUUUAUCUGAUGCAUAGAGCAGCUAGACUCCUGUAGGGUUUCAAUUGCGAUAACCGUGGUGGCGCAGUAGUUAGAAUGCAGUAUUGCAGGCCAGCAGUUCGAUCCUGAGCAGUUCAAGGUUGACUCAGCCUUCCAUCCUUCCGAGAUGGGUAAAAUGAGGACCCAGAUUGUUCGGGGGGCAAUAUGCUGACUCCGUAAACUGUAUAGAGAGGGCUGUAAAGCACUGUGAAGAGGUAUAUAAGUCUAAGUGCUAUUGCUAUAUAAGUCUAAAUGGUAUUGUUAUACUGAGAUGAGACGGGAAGACAGAUUGGAUGUGCAGGUUUCAUGAGAGGUAGAUUAGGCAUACCUUUAUCAAUUCACCUUUGUACUUGUUGAAAAGCCAUUGUGUUGUGUUGGUAAGCAUUUUUCUGUUCCUGCUAAUUUUGUGUGUUUCCCAGAAUUUCUGAUAUCUCCAUCUGUACUCUUCCCUGAUUUAACAUGUUGGUUUCAAUUAAUGUGGAAAAAAAAUAGCCUUAUUAAAGAUCAAUAACUCAUAAUGUGAAUCCAACAUAACGACUAAUGGAAAGGGAUGUAACAAAACGAUUACUAGCCUUACCAUG
This is a messenger RNA of Ahaetulla prasina, 4751 nucleotides long. Its product is annotated as SRSF protein kinase 3-like. Lineage: Eukaryota; Metazoa; Chordata; Lepidosauria; Squamata; Colubridae. The transcript is spliced from 12 exons. The record is from RefSeq and is a predicted model, not a curated record. Gene Ontology annotation, molecular function: ATP binding; protein kinase activity. The coding region runs from base 222 to 1340 and encodes 372 amino acids. Gene Ontology annotation, biological process: regulation of mRNA processing; protein phosphorylation; spliceosomal complex assembly.